AUGAAAGCUGCUGUCGUUCCAGAAUCCGUAACUGAAACCAAAUUGGCCGAGAUUAAAGAAAUCCCUAAACCAACCAUUGGCGAUGAUCAAAUUUUAAUCAAAGCAGAAGCUGCUGCUGUAAACCCUACUGAUUGGAAACAUAUCUUGUUCCAAAUGAGUAAACCUGGUGAUGUCAUUGGAAGUGACGUUAGUGGAACCGUUGAAGAAGUUGGAUCCAAAGUCACCAAUUUCAAAAAAGGUGAUACUGUCAGCUCAUUUAUCGUUGGUAACUCAUCACCUGAGAGUGGGGCUUUUGGUGAAUAUGUUAUUGCUUAUCCUCAAGCCACUAUCAAAUACGACCACAGUUUGAGUCACUCUUCAUCAACAAGUUCAUCCACUAUCAAAUCUUAUGAAGGUGCCGCUAGUGUUACUUUGGGUUUAUCGACUAUUGGUAUUUCAUUUUCUCAUUACUUGAACAUAGGCAAACAUAAAAAAGAAGGUGAUUCUAUAUUGAUUUGGGGUGGUGCUACCGCUACGGGUAUUUUGGCAAUUCAAGUUGCAAAAUUGGCUUAUAAUUUGAAUGUCAUUACUACUGCAUCACCAAAGAAUCAUGCCUUUUUGAAAGAAUUAGGUGCUGACCACACUUUGGAUUAUAAUGAUCCAAAUGUAAUUGAAAACUUGAAAGCUCUUGGUCCUAUUAAAUUUGGUUUGGAUACUAUUGCUAAUACUACAACCUUCCAAAGUCUUUAUGAUGCCACUGCUGGUACUCCAGAAGUUUAUUUGGACUCUUUGUUGGGAUUGGAUGGUAAAUCCAUUAAAACUGAUCCAUCCAGAGAAAACUCAGUUCAUUGGGGUUAUACAUUAGCUUAUCUCUGUAUUAUUAAAGAGAAAUCAUUUGGACCUACGAAAUUUGUCCAAACUCCAGAAUUAUUGAAUGACUAUCUCAAAUGGUGGGAUGAAGUUUUGCCAACAUUUAUUGACACAAUUAAACAUGCCAACUUAAAGAUAUUAGGAGAUGGUUUGGCUUCUACCAAUGAAGCUUUGCAAUUAUCCAGAGACAGUAAAGUUUCUGCUCAAAAGAUCGUUUUCACAGUAUAA
Molecule: messenger RNA, 1077 nt
Organism: Candida dubliniensis CD36
Lineage: Eukaryota; Fungi; Ascomycota; Pichiomycetes; Serinales; Debaryomycetaceae
Gene: IFR2
Product: Ifr2p
Exons: 1
Coding region: 1-1077 (358 amino acids)
Molecular function (GO): oxidoreductase activity, acting on NAD(P)H
Source: RefSeq, a predicted model, not a curated record